Molecule: messenger RNA, 1056 nt
Organism: Pleurotus ostreatus (oyster mushroom)
Lineage: Eukaryota; Fungi; Basidiomycota; Agaricomycetes; Agaricales; Pleurotaceae
Exons: 9
Coding region: 1-1056 (351 amino acids)
Biological process (GO): protein geranylgeranylation
Cellular component (GO): Rab-protein geranylgeranyltransferase complex
Molecular function (GO): Rab geranylgeranyltransferase activity
Source: RefSeq, a predicted model, not a curated record
AUGGCGGCCGACACCGGCGUAGAGGACGGUGCCGGUAAUUACGAGGUUACCGGCAUACCGCCUUUGAUCAUGUCAACACACCUCCUCGUACCGCUGCAUGUAAAAUACAUCCAAGGCCUGGGAGAGAGCAAAGAUGAUCUCGCAUACCACCUGACGGCACAUCUGCGACUCAACGCCAUCUACUGGGGGCUGACUGCACUGAGCAUUGUCAACCACCAGGAUGCUUUGGAUAGAGACGAGAUGAUUGAAUUUGUUAUGAGCUGUUGGGAUGAAGAAGCAGGCGCAUUUGGUGCCCACCCGAACCAUGAUGCACAUAUCCUCGCAACGCUUAGCGCAAUCCAGAUUCUCGUAAUGCAGGAUGCUUUGGAUAGGCUGGACGUACCCAAAGUGGUUAAAUUCAUCCUCUCUCUUCAGCAACCAUCCGGAGUUUUUGCGGGCGAUUCCUUCGGUGAGAUCGACACGCGAUUCUCAUAUUGUGCCGUCAGCGCCCUGUCGCUUCUAGGCCGUCUCCACGAGCUUGACAUUGAAAAGACAACGAACUAUAUCAUUCAAUGCAGAAACUUCGACGGCGGAUUCGGUAGUUGUGUUGGAGCUGAAAGCCAUGCUGGACAAGUAUGGGUUUGUGUUGCAGCGCUAGCCAUAAUGGACCGCCUCGAUGUGGUCGAUGUCCCAACAUUAGCGUGGUGGCUAGCUGAGAGACAGUUGCCAAGCGGAGGUCUCAACGGUCGUCCGGAGAAGCUUCCCGAUGUUUGCUACAGCCACUGGGCACUCUCUUCGUUGGCAAUUCUGAAGAAGUUAUCUUGGAUUGAUGCCGACAGGACAAUUUCAUUCAUACUUUCCGCCCAGGAUAGCGAAGGAGGGGGCAUAGCUGACCGUGCGGGGGAUAUGGUAGACGUAUUUCACACCGUUUUCGGCAUCGCGGGUCUAUCACUGCUCGGAUAUCCCGACCUUCUUGACCUUGACCCUGUUUACUGCAUGCCUGCGGCGACAAUAGAGAAGAUGGGACUUCGAAAGGAUUGGCAAGCUCUGGAACGUCGCACGACAUCGGAAAGUUGA